AUGGGCGUGUCAAGCUCCAUCCAACCGUCGUGGCCAUCGUGGCAGUGGCCGAAAGUCUUCGAUACGUCGCCAUGUUUGACUCCCGGGAUGCUCCGGAUCCUUCGAGGGGUCAUGGCCGUCAUCUUCGUUGUUCACUGCACGUGGCACGUCGUGGAGUACGCCUUCCUCAGAGGAGAGGGCUUCUACUACUUCCUCUUCCUCACGAACUGGUGUUUGAUGUUUGAGACUCUGAAUAUGGUCCUGCUCUUCCUCUUGUCCUUGAUGGCUAUGGAGGCACCCGAGCCAACCCAUCAGUGGGACUUUGAGAAGGAGACCGAGCCAGCCCUUGCCCGGGUUGCCAUGGUAGUUUUCUCCAUCUCCCAGCCGUUGUCUUUAGGUGUAGCCAUCCUUUACUGGACCCUCCUACGGCCGAUUUGGGAUGUUCUUGCCGGAGAGGAGGAGUGGCCCGCCUAUUUGCCUUUCUUCGUGCACGGUAUCGACACCAUCCUUAUGCUCAUCACGUUCUUUGCCUGUCGCGUCCCUUACACUUGCUCCCAUGCCGGCUGGGUCGCCAUCUUCUCCGUGCUCUACGGGGUCUUAACCUACCUGCACCAUGUGCUCCGAAUCGGUCGCUGGAACGGCUGUGCUACAUACGAAGAUCCGCGUGACUGCCCCAUCUACAGCGUGCUCGACUGGAACAAGCCCGACGAGGCUUUGCCGAUCACCCUGGGUGCCGUGGUGGGAGUGGGCCUGGUUCUUCCUGUGGUUUACGUCAUCUUGGCCUGGCUCCGGGACCGAUGCGAUAGCCGUUCAGACCUCGAAGCGUCGGCUGCAAGGUUGGAGGAAGCACGUCAGCGCGAGCGGCUCUUGGACCGAACCGGCGAGGAAGACGUGCAGUUGAGUGGCCGGAAGCCCUGCGCAUGCCUGACCUGCGUCUGA
Molecule: messenger RNA, 918 nt
Organism: Symbiodinium sp. CCMP2592
Lineage: Eukaryota; Dinophyceae; Suessiales; Symbiodiniaceae
Source: the annotation of a GenBank genome assembly